UACGAGGGCGAGGGAUGGGGAUUCUACAUUUCUAUCUGUUCUGUCUUCCUCUCUCUUCUACUUGGCAUAGGCGAGACUCCUCCCAACACGCCCUUCAACCGACUCCUCCCAGUGUAAUCGCACACAGAUAGCAUCAUGGCUACCAACUGGACCGGCCGCAACUUCACCCUCAACACGGGCGCCAAGAUCCCCGCCGUGGGUCUUGGAACAUGGCAGUCUUCGCCCGAGGAGGUCUCCGGGGCCGUCGAGGCCGCCCUUCGCGCCGGAUACCCUCACAUCGAUACCGCCUUUGCCUACCAGAAUGAGAAGGACGUCGGCAAGGGUAUCAAGGCCUCCGGUGUCCCCCGCGAGAAGAUCUGGCUCACGACCAAGCUCGACAACCCCUGGCACAAGCGCGUGCCCGAGGCCAUUGACCUGAGUCUCAAGAACCUCGACACUGACUAUGUCGACCUGUACCUCAUGCACUGGCCCAGCUCGACCGACCCUGAUGACCUCACCAAGCACUAUGAGGAUUGGAACUACAUCAAGACCUGGCACGAGCUGCAGAAGCUGGUCGCUACCGGCAAGGUCAAGAACAUUGGUGUGUCAAACUUUGGCAUCACCCACCUCGAGGAGCUUCUCAACCACCCCGACACCACGAUCGUCCCUGCGGUCAACCAGAUCGAGCUGCACCCCUGCAGACCCUCUCCCAAGCUUGUCGCGUACAACACCUCCAAGGGUAUCCACAGCACCGGCUACUCAUGCCUCGGCUCGACCGACUCGCCCCUGUAUAAGAACGAGACUCUGCUCAAGAUUGCCGAGAGCAAGGGCAAGUCGCCUCAGCAGGUGCUGCUCAUGUGGGGUCUGCAGAAGGGCUGGAGUGUCAUCCCCAAGAGUGUCACUCCCUCCCGCAUUGAGGCCAACCGACAGCUUGAUGGCUGGGAGCUGACCGAGGAGGAGGUCGCUGGCCUGGACGGCAUCAAGGAUCGAUUCAAGGUGUGCGACGGCACAUUCUUGCCUACUGGUGUCGAGGUCUUUUUCGGAGACGAUGAGUAACUGAUUCCAUAGAAGGCAGGGAGUUGGGUGGAGGAUGAAGACUUACAGUAACGUGUUAGACGGCCACAUUGCACGUGUCUAAAUUAAAAAAUAAAUAUUACCAAAAGACCAAGCAUCCUCAAGGUGCACACAGAU
Ilyonectria robusta is the source of this 1170-nucleotide messenger RNA. Its product is annotated as aldo/keto reductase. NCBI's taxonomy places the organism in Eukaryota, Fungi, Ascomycota, Sordariomycetes, Hypocreales, Nectriaceae. The record is from RefSeq and is a predicted model, not a curated record. The transcript is spliced from 3 exons. Gene Ontology annotation, molecular function: aldose reductase (NADPH) activity. Gene Ontology annotation, cellular component: cytosol. Bases 136 to 1035 code for a protein of 299 amino acids.